AGUGCUGGUGAGUGUUUCAUUUCCUUCCAUUUUCCCAGUUUUUCUAACAGAGCACAAAAAGCAUACCUUAUCUGCUUCUUUCUCUCUCUCUCUCUCUCUCUCUGCAAUGCAAUUAGGGUUUUAAUUCAAUUCAGAAGCUCACACUCUCUCUGUUGCUACGAAUUUCCCCAGAUUUUCCAUCUCGCACGAUUCAACAAACCCUCCAUUUCCCAUCUCCUCCCUUAAACAUCACCAUGACCACCCACCACGAACACGACGCCGCCACCGGCGACGCAAAUCCCGGUAACCAAGUCACCAGCAGCGAGGUCAGUGCUCACAUUUCCCAACUCCCAGUCACCACUUCACCGGAACAUUUUAGGGUUUGUUCAGAACUCGCACCACCAUCAUCCACCGUUGAUCAUAGUGAACCGUCGGAGUCUAAUGGUUCUGAGAGAAAUGGCGGGGUGUCAACGGGUUUCGAAGUGGGUGACAUGGUGUGGGCGAAGGUGAAGUCUCACCCAUGGUGGCCAGGGCAUAUAUACAACGAAGCUUUUGCAUCAGCCGCGGUGCGUCGAUCCAAGAGGGAAGGGCUUGUGUUGGUGGCUUUCUUCGGUGACAGCAGUUAUGGGUGGUUCGAAUCCGGUGAGCUUAUUCCCUUUGAUGAGAAUUUCGCUGAGAAAUCGAGGCAGGUGAAUUCCAGAGCAUUCUUGAAGGCUGUGGAAGAGGCAGUGGAAGAAGCUAGUAGGAGGAGUGCUCUUGGAUUGGUUUGUAGGUGUAGGAACGCUAAUAUUUUCCACCCCACCACUGUUCAAGGGUAUUUUUCUGUUCAUGUGCCUGACUUUGAGCCUGGAAUCUAUUCUACUGCACAGAUUAGGAAGGCAAUAAAUGGUCUUGGACCCGCCGAAGCGCUUGCUUUCGUCAAGCAAUUUGCCAGUGCUCCCCAUGGUGGUGGUCACAGAAGCAUUGGUUUCACUAAGAAUAAGGCUGCUGUUGUUGGUUUUCGACGGGGAGUGUUUGAGCAGUAUGAUGAGCCUUAUGCCCUGGCUUUUGAUCAGCCAGUGGGUCAUCCCAUUAGAGCUCCUUUGAGUGGUCUGCUGGUGACAGGAGAAACAUUGGGUGGCCGGAAGAAGACUCCAAAGUCCCCGAAAGUUAAGGACAAUUCCAAUAAGGAUAACUAUAUUUUCAAGCGUCGAGAUGAACCCAGUGACUGUUUCCAGUUAACUACCAAGGAGGAUACACCAGAUGCAGCUGAGAAGAGGCCAUUAGCUGUGGCUGUAGCACCUCAGGUUUUAGAGAAGCAUGAAGAUACAAAGUUUGUUAGCCAGGAUGGCGCAGAUUCAGCUAUAAAAGCCAAAGUAACUGUCGAAGGCCAGGUUCAACCAGAUGGCACUGGUCUCACAUCCCCAGAAAUUACCUUUGAUGCUGACCUUUGUCUUGACAAGGGCAAUGAAUCUUCAGAAGAAAUGACCAAGAGCUUUGAACCUGUUGAUGUUGCUAGCAAAAGCAUGGGCAGGCCUGAUUCCUCCGAGGUUAUGGCAUUACCAAGCAUAGUUGAUGAGACAUCUCAGUCUACCCCUCUGGAAAGUAAAACUUCCAUUGAUGUUAAACAUGAUGUAAAUGUAGUACUGUCAGGACCACAUAAAGAUUUUCUGCAAACAGAGCAGGGAUGUCUGACUGUAACUGAUGAAGUAAAGCAUCACAAACUUACUGUUGAUGGUGUGCUGAAGAAGGUAAAAGUUCGUAAGAGACCUGCAGAUGAUGUGAACUCUGAGACUUCUGGUAUUUUAGAAAAGAAGAAGAAAAAAAAGAAAGGGAGUUUUAAUACACAGCCUACCUCAGGCCAUAUGGAGAAGACUUCUGAAAAAUCUGUACAUCUCUCAGGAAAAUUGAUAGGAAAACCUGUGUCAAUUGGAUUGGCCCCUAGAGAAGAUAUACCUAAAGAACCAGGGCAGAUGGAUGCUUCUGGCAAUAAUUUGCUGCCUGUGGGUAACAAAGCAGAAGUUAAUCUUGAGUUGCCACAGCUCUUGGUUGAAUUGCAAGCUCUUGCUUUGGAUCCUUUUCACAGUGUUAAAAGAGGGAUCCCUGCAGUUACUCAGCAAUUCUUUUUGCGCUUCAGAUCCCUUGUUUAUCAGAAAAGCUUGGUUUUGUCCCCGCCAACAGAGAAUGAAGCCCCUGAAGUUCGUCCUUCUAAAUCUACUUCCAGUUUCGGGGCAUCUGACAGUCCUAAUGAUCGUGCCAGAGCUUCACCACUUGUAAAGUCUGUAAAACACAUUGUUCGGGGUGAUGAUCCAACCAAAGUUGGGCGGAAAAGGGCCCCCUCUGAUCGACAAGAAGAAUAUACUGCAAAGAGAUUGAAGAAAAUCCAGGAUAUAAAGUCACUGGCGGCAGAGAAAAAAGCGGCUAGCCAGAAAACUUCUGAAGCUCGGCAAGGAGAGGGAAAAGGUUCCAUGAUCCAGGCUCCACCUAAAUUAGUGAAACCAAAUUUAACUAGGAAAGUGGAGCGUCCAGCUAAGCCACUUGAACCCACUGUACUGGUGAUCAGAUUUCCUCCUGGGACAUCACUUCCAUCUGUUGCUGAGCUGAAGGCAAGGUUUGCUCGUUUUGGGCCAAUCGACCAAUCAAGCCUCCGUGUCUUCUGGAAGUCUUCAUCAUGUCGAGUUAUUUUCAUGCACAGGGUUGAUGCAAAAACUGCAUAUAAACAUGCUGUAGCAAAUCAAUCCUUGUUUGGCAAUGUGGCUGUUAGGUACUUCCUACGGGAACUUGGGGAUUCUUCACUGGAUGUCUCUGAAGCUGCCAAGGGUAGAGGAGAUGGUGUGAAAGUGUUUGAUCCAAAAGUGGCAACUUGGUCGACUCUAAAGACUUACGGGAAACCCCCGGUAUCACGUGGAGGCCAAUCAGUCACCUUAGUUGGGAAUGGCUUAGUAAUUUUUGGUGGACAAGAUGCAAAGAGAACUCUCUUGAAUGAUUUGCAUAUUCUUGACUUGGAAUCCAUGACUUGGGAUGAAAUCGAUGCUGUUGGGGUUCCUCCUUCUCCGAGGUCUGAUCAUGCUGCUGCUGUACACGUGGAGCGAUACUUACUUAUCUUUGGUGGGGGUUCACAUGCGACUUGCUAUAAUGAUUUGCAUGUUCUCGAUUUGCAGACUAUGGAAUGGUCUAGACCAACACAACUGGGUGAAAUACCAACAGCACGUGCGGGACAUGCUGGUGUGACAGUAGGGGAGAACUGGUUCAUUGUUGGUGGGGGUGACAAUAAGAGUGGGGUUUCAGAGACUGUUGUGUUGAAUAUGUCUACGCUGACAUGGUCAGUGGUUACCUCUGUUCAAGGCCGUGUACCUGUUGCUAGUGAGGGCUUGAGUUUGGUUGUAAGCUCAUAUGAUGGUGGAGACCUACUUGUAUCAUUUGGAGGAUAUAAUGGACGUUACAACAACGAGGUCUAUGUCCUUAAACCAAGCCAUAAAUCAACCUUGCAAUCAAAUACAUCUGAAAAUCCUAUACCAGACAGUGUUUCUGCUGUUCACAAUGCCACAAAUGCUACUCGAGAUGCGGAGUCUGAAUUUGAAGCAGGCCAUGAAAGCAAAAUUAAGGAACUUGUCGUGGACAAUGGUGAUUCAAGAAAAUUGAAAGGCGAUGUUAUAUCAGUCCUGAGGGCUGAGAAAGAUGAAUUGGAAUCAUCACUCAGCAAGGAGAAGUUGCAUACUCUUCAACUAAAGCAAGAGCUUGGAGAAGCUGAAGGACGUAAUUCUGACCUUUGCAAGGAACUUCAAUCAGUACGUGGUCAGCUUGCUGCUGAGCAGUCAAGGUGUUUCAAACUUGAGGUGGAAGUUGCUGAGUUAGGACAGAAACUCCAAACAAUUGGGACAUUACAGAAGGAACUUGAACUCCUCCAACGGCAAAAAGCUGCAUCUGAGCAGGCCGCCUUAAGUGCAAAACAAAGGCAAGGUUCAGGCGGUGUAUGGGGUUGGCUUGCCGGUACUCCCCCUAACCAGCAAGAGGAAGAUUGAUGAACGCUUGAUUAGCCUAAGUAGAUAAUGAUGCUCUAUUAAGUUUCAUUAACCAAUUUUAUAUCCUAUACAUUUUUUGUUUUGAUUUGAUUCAGUUCUUUUUCUAAUGAAGGAAAUAAGAUUUAGCUGUUGUUUGGCCAAAGUAUACCAACCCCCCUGGGGGUUCUUUCAGUAUUUACAUAUUACAGAUACACUGUAAUUGUAGUUGUGUAGUUUCAUAUGGCAGUUCAAGUUAUUGUUCCCACCAUUUUUGCUGAUUUGUAUUCAAUUCAAAAUGGAUCCCUGAUUGAAUGAAAUGAUUUGAAAUUUUCUUUUCG
Molecule: messenger RNA, 4297 nt
Organism: Lotus japonicus
Lineage: Eukaryota; Viridiplantae; Streptophyta; Magnoliopsida; Fabales; Fabaceae
Product: PWWP domain-containing protein 1-like
Exons: 12
Coding region: 234-3980 (1248 amino acids)
Molecular function (GO): protein binding
Source: RefSeq, a predicted model, not a curated record